This is a messenger RNA of Aspergillus terreus NIH2624, 2226 nucleotides long. RefSeq lists its product as uncharacterized. Bases 1 to 2226 code for a protein of 741 amino acids. Lineage: Eukaryota; Fungi; Ascomycota; Eurotiomycetes; Eurotiales; Aspergillaceae. The record is from RefSeq and is a predicted model, not a curated record. The transcript has 7 exons.
AUGCGAGUGCAAUGGUUCGGUCUGAUGGCCUUGAUGAUGGGACAAAUACAUGCCCAGCAACUUUCAGGGACACAGAUGUUUGUCGACUACCCAGGUCUCAGUGACACCUGCAAAAAGGCCUUGGCUACCGAUGUCACUUGUCCACCGGCUCUGGCUAUAUGGGCCCUUGGGAAUCCUCUCCUGAGUGAAGAUGAAGUGGAUGAACUUUGUGUGGCAGAUUGCCAGAAUUCAUUGAAAACUGCCCGGGCUGUGAUUGCUGCCGCUUGUACAUCGGAUACAGAUGUGAUUGUGGUUGAAAAUGUCGCUUACCCAGGUGAGGAAAGGCCCAUGAGUCUCCACGAAUCUGGAACGUUUUGUGAACCGCAGUUCUUCUCGUGGGUCAACGGCACAUCGAUCAUGAAUGCUACAAGCCGGUGCUCUGAUUGCUGGCUUGGGGUCCUGGCUUUGCAGCUUAGCAACCCCUUAGGCUAUGAUGCAGGUCUAGAGUCUAACUUUCAAGCAUUGACCUCUAGUUGCAACGCAACUGGUUAUAGCUAUACUACGCCAACAGCCUACGCACUGAACAAGACAACCACCGCAAUUUCGACUUCCGCGACACCCACGAGUACUGCAAUGCAAAACUGUGUGGGAUCGUAUACAGUGCAAUCUGGCGAUGACUGCAACUCCGUGGCCAAAGCGCACAAUGUGUCUACGUACGCUCUUAUAGAGGCAAACAAUUUGGACCUUUAUUGUGAGAGUUUUGCCAAUGCUGUAAACCGUACUCUUUGCAUUCCACCGCAAUGUGAGAUCUACACUUGGAAGGCAUAUGACACCUGCAACGAUGUUGUCGCUAGAUAUGGUGACAUCACUCUGCCACAGUUCUUGGCCUGGAACCCAAAUUUCAAUUCCCUCUGCGGGAACUCUGUUCUUUUCCAUGGGUAUGAGGUCUGCAUUAGGUAUGACCGAUCUCUCUUCUCUCUGGAGGGUGCUUUCAGUCCUCCAGGAGGUUACCUCAACCACACAGCAGAUUCCACUCCAACAGUGACCUCUGGCGCUGGAAGUACAGGGGUUAUGCCGGCCCCAACCAAUGCGUUGGAGGGGAGUAACAGAAAUUGUAGCCAGUGGUAUACGGUAGUGGAGGGAGAUGCGUGUAACAGCGUGACAAUUGCACAGGCCAUUUCGUUGGCUGAUUUCUACUUUCUCAAUCCUGAGAUCGAUGCAAACUGCUCCAACCUAGAGCUCGGCGCGGCAUAUUGUGUUAAACCUGUGGGAUCUAUCACAUCGUAUCCCAACUACACAAUAUCUGGAGUAUUACCUAUCAGGGUGACUCCGGUCAGUCUUCCAUCUGUCAACACCGCUAUUCCGACAAGUACUAGAGAUCCUGGGUUUGUAUACAACACUGAUCCCGUCCUUCCAACUGCCCCGGGGACUAUUCCAGAUUGUUACAUGUAUGAAGAUGCUUCGAAUUGGACCAAGCCAUGCCGUUUCCUUGCUUGGUCAUAUGGCAUCACAACUGACGAAUUUUUUGCCUGGAACCCGAGCCUUGAACGGAACGUCAGCACCUGCGUUCUUGAUCAGUCUCACAGCUACUGUGUUCUACAGUACCAGAACAGCUCGCAUGAAUACAGUUGCAGUACUUUUAUGGAUGACUACAACAUUACCAAGGCGGAACUCCUUGCAUUCAAUCCAUGGCUUACAGGGGACUGCGACACGGCCCUUUUCGCCAACCUUGACGAGACUGCUACACGUGCAGUCUGCAUUGGGACAAAAACCGCUGCCGCAACUCUUGCCCCGAGUACCACCGUGACAGGAUCCGCCAGUCGCACCACUAUCUCAACGGAGGGAACACAAACUGGCGUUGUUGCAGGGUGUCGCAAGUUUCACACGGUCCAGAAAGGCGAUGAUUGCCCCUCUAUCGAGAGCGACUAUGACAUCACUUUUGCUGAGUUCUACGCUUGGAACCCCUCUGUUGGAAGUACAUGUACUAACCUCUGGUUGGGAUGGGCCUAUUGUGUGGAGGGCCCGUACUCUUCGACCACGGCUACGGCUACUAUUGCGCCCACUCAAACCGGGAUUGCUUCCAACUGCAAGGAGCAUUACAAUGUUGUCGCAGGUGAUUCUUGUGCAAAGAUUGAGACAGCCUAUGGCAUUACAUUUGAACAGUUGUACAAGUGGAACCCAGCCAUCGGAGACGAUUGUCAGACACUUGAAGUCGGUACUGCUGUUUGCGUUGGUGUAUCCUCCUGA